Molecule: messenger RNA, 4608 nt
Organism: Ctenopharyngodon idella (grass carp)
Lineage: Eukaryota; Metazoa; Chordata; Actinopteri; Cypriniformes; Xenocyprididae
Product: NACHT, LRR and PYD domains-containing protein 4C-like
Exons: 9
Coding region: 1-2691 (896 amino acids)
Molecular function (GO): protein binding
Source: RefSeq, a predicted model, not a curated record
AUGAAGCGGAAGUUGCGAUUGUCUUUUCUUCACUACUGUGACGUCUAUCUGAGUGAAACGGCAUCUGAAAUGAGAGGGCGUCUAUAUCACUGUGGCAUUACAGAUGUUUCUUCUUUAACUCAGUCUUUGACUAAAUCGAAAGCACUGCAGUUUUUAAAAGAUCUUGAUCUGAGUUUAAAUAUGAUAGGAGACUCAAAGCAGCGGCUCAGAGACGUGCUACGAGACUCAAACUGUGACCUGAGGUUAAGCAAAGAUAAACUAGAAAAUAUUGGAGGAAAUGGAAGUCAUAAAGUGGUAUGUGUAAGAUCAGGAUCACAUGUGUCCAGCUCUGUGUCUCUGAAGAGUGAUCAGUCAAAAGACAGAGUACCAGACUUCAGUGGGGAAAAACCAUCAUCUAAUAAAAGGCUUCAAUAUGAGACAUUAGACUCAGACGUUCAGACUCACAGGAACCACAAGAAUUUCAAAGACAAUCUCCUGUGGAUCUUCCAGGAUCUUGAGAGCAAAAUAAUCAAAUUUCUGAAGAAAGAGCUGGAAAAGUUUAAGAAAAUAUUACAAAAUGAGAACACAGAAAACUUUGUGAAGGACUUUAAUGAGAAUAGAUGCAGUAUCAAAGCAGCAGCUCUUGAUCUCACACUACAUUACCUGAGAGAGAUGAAGCAAGAUGAAGCUGCUGAUGCUCUAGAAGGUGAGCUGAUCCUCAUUCAUCAGCUAAAAUGUGGCCUAAAGAAGAAGUAUCAAUGUGUGUUUGAAGGAAUUGCGAAGCAUGGUGACUCCAUACUUCUGAAUAACAUCUACACAGAUCUCUAUAUCACUCAGGGUGGCAGUGAACAGGUCAAUACUGAACAUGAGGUCAGACAGAUUGAAGUUGCUUCCAGGCGUCAUGAAUCUCAAGAGAUUCAGGUUAAAUGCACAAAUUUGUUUGAAGCUCCUGAACAAGACGAGGAGAUCCGAACUGUACUGACAAAAGGAGUUGCUGGCAUCGGAAAAUCAGUCUCUGUGCAAAAGUUUGUUCUGGACUGGGCUGAAGGAAAAGAAAAUCAAGAUAUCAGUUUCAUAUUUCCUCUUCCAUUCAGAGAGUUGAACUUAAAGGAGAAAGAAAAACUAAGUUUGAUGGACCUUAUAACUCAUUUUUUCCCAGAGACAAAAGGACUGAACCUUACAAGAAGGAAUCAAUUCAAAGUCCUAUUCAUCCUUGAUGGAUUGGACGAAUGUCGCCUUCCUCUGAAGUUUGAUUGUAAUGAGACGUGGUGUGAUGUAUCGUCACCAGCCUCUCUGGAUGUUCUCCUAACGAACCUCAUGAAGGGAAAUCUGCUUUCUUCUGCUCUCAUCUGGAUCACCACCAGACCAGCAGCUGCCAGUAAGAUUCCUCCUGACUGUAUCGACCGGCUGACAGAGAUACGAGGAUUCAGUGACGCUCAAAAGCAAGAGUACUUCAAAAAAAGAUUCACGGAUCAGAAUCAGGCCAUCACAAUCAUUGAUCAUGUUAAAAAGUCAAAGAGUCUCUUUAUCAUGUGCCACAUCCCAGUCUUCUGCUGGAUUUCAGCCACUGUUCUCCAGAACAUUCUGGAGGAGAAAAGAAAUAAUGAUGUGAAAAACAAUCAGGCUGAUGAGAUCUCUAAAACACCACAGGAAUCAAAUACUGAAGACACUCCCAAAACUCUGACACAAAUGUACACACACUUUCUCCGCUUUCAGAUCCAGCAGAGCCGCCAAAAGUAUGAUGGAGAAUACACAGCAGAUGUUUCCUGGGAUAAAGACGCCAUCCUUUCACUGGGGAAACUGGCAUUUCAUCAACUGCAAAGAAACAACGUGAUCUUCUAUGACACAGACCUGGAAGCCUGUGGUAUUGACGUCUAUAAGGCAUCAGUGUACUCAGGCAUGUGUACCCAGAUCUUUAAGGAGGAAACAGGGAUCAUUCUUGGUACCAUGUACUGCUUUGUUCACUUGAGCAUUCAAGAGUUUAUUGCAGCCCUUUAUGCACAUCUGUUUCUAGACAUCAACAAGAAAAGUGUGUUUGUUCAUGAGUCUACAGAACAGGAAAACAAAAAUGAAACCAUGAUUGAUUUUCUGAAGACUGCAGUGGACGAGGCGCUCAAGAGUGACAAUGGACACCUGGACCUUUUCCUUCGCUUCCUCCUCGGUCUGUCACUCCAGUCCAAUCGACGACUCUUACGGGGUCUGUUGACACAGCGAGACGGCAAUGACCAGAGCAACAAGGAAAUAGUUCAGUACAUCAAGCAGAAAUUAGAAGGUAAUCUGUCUGCAGAGAGAUCCAUCAAUCUGUUCUACUGUCUGAAUGAACUGAACGACCAAACUCUGGUGAAGGAGAUUCAGACCCACCUUAGCAAAGGAAGUCUCUCAUCUGGUGACCUUUCACCUGCCCAGUGGUCUGCUUUGGUCUUUGUGUUGUUGACAUCAGAGGAAGAGCUGGAGGAGUUUGAGCUUCAGAAAUUCAAGAAAUCAGACGAGUGUCUCAUUAGAUUAUCGGCAGUCAUCAAAACCUCCAGAAGAGCUCUGUUAAAUGACUGUAACUUAACAGACAAAAGCUGUUCAGCUCUGGCUGCAGUUCUUGGAGCAGAUACUAAUCUGAAAGAGCUGAACAUGAACAAUAAUAAUCUGCAGGAUUUAGGAUUGAAGCUGCUCUGCACUGGACUGAAGAAUAUAAACUGUAAAUUGGAGAUACUGAGGUAAGUUGAGCCACAGGAGUCAAAUGCCGAGAGUGAGGUGCAAUGACUGACGGGAUGUUGUCAGAGGCAAAAGCGCAAGAGAACUUUUGUUAAUAAAUGUUGCAUUUUUUUGUUUAAAGUGCCCCUAUUAUGGAUUUUUGAAAAUUAUCUUUUAUGUAGUGUGAAACAUAGCUCUAAAUGAUUGAAAACAUCCUGCAAAGUUUUAAAUCUGAAAGUGCACCGUAUAUUAAGUUAUUGUCUCUCAAAAGUAAGAGUAGACUCUGAAUCAAUUAAACGAGUCAUUUGUAAAACGAAUCUUAAGCUGUAAGUACGAUUAAUAAUUGUUGCCACAUUUGACAGACUGACUGUUUUGUAGGAAAGAAUGUAGUUAUAAUUCUCACAGAGAAAAUAAUUUAAAUUAGUUAAGUUUUUAAGGAGCCAAGAUACAAAACUGCCCCCUAACAAAAAGACUAGUAAAAAAAUACAUUAAAUUCUUCUAUACAAAUAUGCGAUUAGCAAGGACUAAAAUCCAGUGUCUUACAUCCACACAGUUCUGAGUUUCAGUUCAAUGGCCUAAGUAGACUAACAUUACUGGACUGAAACCCUUAUAGGGUUCAAUCUGAACAUGUCAGUGACGUCUCCGCGUCCAAAUUCCAAGCCAGAGUCACCUCAUUCUCUGUAGCAUGUACAAUACGUAUUUAUCCUAGUUGUGUGUUGUGUUCGCUCCGUGCAGCUUGUAGGUCUCCGGCUAACCAGCUAACAGCAGUAUGUGUUCGCUCGCAAUUGUCUCGAAAUGUGUCCAAUGUUUUUUGUUGUUAUUACUUGGAGUUAUGAUAAAGAAUAGAGUAAUACGUUGGUGUACAACUGCAGUGCUUUAUCAAUACGUUUCUGCAUUGCACUUACGCAUAUACCAUGACUGUGUGUUUACCACCGAGCUGUGGGCUAGGUUCGCUAACAUAAACAACACAAAGCAACUUAAUUCCACUCUGAGUCUUUAUUUUUAGAACAGAGCGGAUCACCAUCAUUAUUAUUAUAAUAUAAUGUAAGUGAUGCAAGCACUAUAUACUGUACUCCGUGUUAACCAGCAGAAGUCAUCUGACCAAUCACCGCAGAUUAGCAUCACGCAAACAAGGGGUUCGGCAAAAUGAAUCAUUGAGCGAAUCAUUUGGGAGUUGUUGAGCAAAUAAAGUAAAAAUAAAUGCAUAUUAUAAGACAAUUAAUGUGUUUUUUGACCUUGCAUGAUUUUAAACCUGUUGUUGGGGACUUCCAAAACAAAAAUAGGAACCUUUCAAAUGCCAUAAUAGGGGCACUUUAAUAUAUGUGAGUUUGUUUUUGUUUUAUUGUUGCUGUGUUUUUCAUUAAAAAAUAAUAAUUAACUACGAACUAAGCAUUCGUUUAAAAACCCAAAGAUCUUUUAUUUAUUUGUUACAAUGUGGGUAUACCAUAUCAUCCGUCUUAUUAAUUUUGGUAAUAAAAGUCCAAUGUUUAAAAAGCGCAAUGGGCUCAGUGCUCAAGAUGGUGUCUUUGAGAUUUGGUGGUGUGAGUGUGUGCAGGUUUACCUCCACUCAUACUCUUUCAGUCUUAGUGAUGUUCGCAUUUACUGUAAGAAGAAACUUUUAUAUGAAGCUUGGCUAGGUAUAAUUAAUUUUUUUUUUUUUUAAAUUAAAGAGAAGAUGGGGUUACACUUUAUUUUACAGUGCUGUAGUUACAUUGUAAUUACUCAAAUAAGUACUGAGUACUAUUAAUUAAUUACAUGUACUUACUAUAGAGUUAGAGUUACAGUUAGGGUUAGGGUUUGGUUUAGGGUUAGUUACUUGUAAUUAUGCAUAAUUUACUGUUAUUACUAUAGGAAGUACAUGUAGUAAUGUGUAACUACGGUACUGUAAAAUAAAGUGUUACCGAAGAUGGUGGUCUAUCAGAGAUGAAAGAAAACAUUCUUACA